CUUUGUUAUGUUCUGUUUUGCUUUGCUCUGCUUUGUUUUGUUUUGCCAUUCUUCGUCCCAUUUUUUGCCUUUUUCCCCUUCUUCAUUUUUUUUCCUUUCCACAUUCGCGUUUCCCGUUUUGCAUUUCCCCGGAGAGACUUCACCAUCACUGGGAAGAAAUAAAAUAAAAAGAAAUCCAAAGGAAGAGAAACGAACAAAUCGACAUGGUGGCACGUGUGUAGACGUUUCUGCACAAAUUUUUUAAACCAUGCCACGUAUGCCCCUGUGCAUGCAUAUGCGCGCGCUCGCAGGCUUACCCAUCAUUGUAUAUCGUCCACAUGAAUAAUUUUCUGUCCUUCCUUUUCGUGACACUUCUGAGCGCCUUCAUUUAUGCAUGUUACCUGUACUGCCUCCAAAAUGAAUACCUAAACAGCUACGGCCGCACCGUGCGCAUAACCCUGGGAGCACUGAGCGCCCCCUUUUUUGUCUGCUACUAUUGGUCCUUUUUAAAGUGCUCCUUUAACAACCCCGGAUACGUGGACACUACGUGGGAAGCAAACGCAGAAGAAAACAACAUACAGAUCGAAAAGCGGAAAAUUAGGAACUACACGCCGAAUAAGUACACUAUCUGCGAUAAGUGUAACUUUCUCGUGAGGCCAGAGAGGGCCCACCACUGCCGGUCCUGCCAGAGAUGCGUGCUGAAGAUGGACCACCACUGCCCGUGGAUAGGCACCUGUGUGGGCGAGAGGAAUUUGAAGUUUUUUUUCCUCUUUUUGUCCUACGGGCUGCUCACAACGCUGUACAUUGCCAUUACGAUUAGCCCCAAGUUUAUACUGGCUCUACACGAAAGCGAAAGCAACAAGAUGAACUGCCAGUACGUCUAUUUCAUUUCUCGUAACAUCACUAUAAUAGAGUCGUCGUACACGGAUAAGGUGUUUGGCGAAUUCAAGUGGAAGUGGUUCUUCCCCCUCACCCCCGAAAAUCUCUACCCGACCAAAGACUACCUGUACCCGCUGAACGACAUAUACCUCAACAUCAACAACGUCGAUAUGGAUGACUCAUUUUUAGCUAGCCAUAACGAAAGUUCGAAAGAGGAAAACGUUUGA
This is a messenger RNA of Plasmodium cynomolgi strain B, 1085 nucleotides long. RefSeq names its product DHHC-type zinc finger protein. Gene Ontology annotation, biological process: peptidyl-L-cysteine S-palmitoylation; protein targeting to membrane. The transcript is spliced from 8 exons. The coding region runs from base 318 to 1085 and encodes 255 amino acids. The record is from RefSeq and is a predicted model, not a curated record. Gene Ontology annotation, molecular function: protein-cysteine S-palmitoyltransferase activity. Lineage: Eukaryota; Apicomplexa; Aconoidasida; Haemosporida; Plasmodiidae. Gene Ontology annotation, cellular component: Golgi apparatus; endoplasmic reticulum.